AUGCAGUUCCUCUGUCUUCACGGUGCCAUUGGCAACACCGACAAUAUCACUAUUCAGCUGGCGCCACUGUUGAAAGAGCUGAAUACCGAGGAUUCAGAAACGACCUUUCACUAUCUCAAUGGCCCUCUCCUAGUUCGUCCGCCCCCAGGAUUUGAGGCGUAUUUCGGCGUCGGACCACAUUACCGGUGGAUUGACGACGGUCAAAAGUCCGGAAGGUCCUCGAUCGACCGCGUCCGCGACCUGCCAACCAGCGAGAGCAAUGACGAUGCUGUGAGAGAGGUCUUGGGGGACAUCCGCUGUCAUAACUACGCGGAGCUGAUGGCUUAUAUCGAGGAAGUACUGAACAAGAACCCAGAGAUUGGCGGGAUGAUCGCCUACAGCGAAGGAGCUGCGGCGGCUGCCACAUAUAUCCUUGAUGAACAACGCCGGCAACGCGACGAUGGCCGGGAGCGCCAGAUAAAGUGUGCCAUGUUCGUCGGGGGCUGGCCGGCCAUGAGGCGAGACACGAAGGAGUUCAUCCUUGCAGAUGACGGUGGCGACGAAAUGAUCGACAUUCCCACGCUUCAUGUCCUAGGGGCAAAUGACCCUUUUCGGUAUGGCUCGGAAGCACUCUAUGAGACCUGUGAUCUUGACGCAGCCGAAUUUUUCGAUAUGGGGAAAGGCCAUACCCUUCCACGGUCGGGUUUGGUGACUCUCAGUGCCCAGCUAGGGCCGUUGCAAAAGAACCUGGCGGCCGACGAUACCGCUUCAUUUUAUUGCGUGAAUGCGCCACAUGCUGCGAUAGCCCCUCCAGGACAGAUAGAAUACUUUGGUCCUCCGCCCCAUUACCGCUGGCUUGACUACCCCGGAGUUACCGAAGGCGCCCUCUUCACAACCGUCCGCGGGGCGCGAAACACCUCCCAUACUACUCCAGAAGAGGCGCUUCGAUCGGUGAUAUCUAAUGACAUUGCUUGGACAAACUAUUAUGACCUGAUGAAAUACAUCGAUGAGACGUUAGAAAAGAAUCCUGAUAUCGAUGGCCUCGUGGGAUACAGUGAAGGGGCAAGUAUCGCGGCAGCAUAUAUCUUGCGCGAACAGCAGAGGGAGCAGGAGACAGGCCGUACGCGGCGGAUUAAAUGCGCUGUUUUCUUGGCCGGUAUUCCCCCAGUAAAUUCCGAACGAGGGUUUAUAUUCGCCGAUGAGCGAGAAGACAUGAUUGAUCUUCCGACUGUCCAUGUCGUUGGUGCUAAUGACCCAUACAGGUUUGGCGCAGACUGCCUAUACAAUAUCUGCGACCCUGAUGCCGCUUACUUCUUUGAUACUGGCAAGGGACAUACUAUUCCUCGUGGAGGGCCAGUCAUCGAUGAGUUGGGAGACACGAUUCGGGAAUUGAUUCAGAGGACCAGGGAGGGGUUAUGA
Molecule: messenger RNA, 1398 nt
Organism: Aspergillus welwitschiae
Lineage: Eukaryota; Fungi; Ascomycota; Eurotiomycetes; Eurotiales; Aspergillaceae
Product: DUF341 family oxidoreductase
Exons: 8
Coding region: 1-1398 (465 amino acids)
Cellular component (GO): nucleus; cytoplasm
Source: RefSeq, a predicted model, not a curated record